UUUCCAAAGUUUUCAAAGAGGGUGGCAUAUUCUGCACUUCACUCUCAGCUUCCAAAGCCUCAGCACUUACACAGCCUCACAGCCUUGCAGGAAGCACAAAUAUGUGUGCGUGUGUGCUGGUUUAUGAGCAACAGUGGAAAUGUUUGCAUUUCAUUAACUUACCGCUGUUGGUGUAAAGGUGGAUUUUAACCUUGAGACAAAGGGGAAGAGAAGAGAAGAGAACUUCCAAAAUGGGAUAGAAAAAGCAAUCAAACUGACACCUUGAGUUGAGACACUGGAUUUGGGUGAGUCAGAGAGACAGGGAGGACAAAACAGUGGAUGGAUAUGGGCAGAGAGCGACUCACUCUGGGACUGCUGCUGCGUUUGGGCAUCCUGUUCACUGCUGUGUGUGUGUGCAUUCAUCUUUACCUGGAGAGAGGUUGGCAGGGUGCCUCAGUACCCUUGGCUUUGAGACGUCCAACUAAAUCUAAUCAAAAGUGGGGUGAACAGAGUAAAAUGAAACAGGUGUCUGCAGAAGAAGCAGAGGAGCUGGGCAAAAGCAUUAAAAGGAGAAUUUCUUAUGUUCACAAACUGAAGAAGGACAGUCUAGUUAGGAAGACUGAGGGAGACACAGAGGGCCCCUCACCACGAUGCUGCCCGCCUCUGCAACUACACAGAAAGGCAUGCAACAAACUGGCAAUCUGACCAAGCUGCACUCUUCUUUGGGAUAGUCUCCAGCUGAUGCUAAAUUGGACUCCACGGUGGCAUAUAGACCUGGAGCCCUGGGCCAGUGAGAGUCAGUCACUGGAGGAUGAAGCUAAAAGGUUCCUCAGCUACAUCACAACUCAGCAAGUGUCAUGUGCGUCACUUCGAGGCAAGAAAGCAGACCAGGAAGGGUCCAUUGGGGCAUGGGCUGUGUGCCUAGAUCCCAAUUAUAAACUGAUCCGCAGGAUAGAGAGCAGACACUGCAGGGUGUACUCUUUUGGGUUAGGAGUGGAUGACCGGUCCCUGGAAAGUUCUCUCGCCCAAUCAGGCUGUGAAGUUCACUGUUUUGAUCCCAGCCUUAAGCAGCCUCACCUGCAACAAGCUGAAAUGUGGCUCCAUCGUCUUUCUGUAGAUUGGAGGGAUCCCAGCCCGGUCGUUGUUGCCCAGCGUCAGUAUGCCAGCACGAAGAAACUAGCCACCAUACUUAAUGACUUUGGACACAGAGAGGUGGAUGUACUGAAGGCAGACAUGGAGAGUGCAGAAUGGAAGAUUUUGGAAAAUUUGAUCCUCGAAAGAGUUCUGGAUUCAGUGGGACAGCUGCUGCUGGAGCUUCACCUGCACUGGGCAGGCUUUGAGGUGGGUGGCGAUGAGCCAUCUGUGGUGCGGUACUGGUACAGCCUGCUGAAGGAGCUUGAGCGCUCCGGCUUCCACCUCUUCCACAUCCACAGCGAUCCUGCCAAACCUCACAUUUUUCUACAGAAGAAUGUGCUUAAUGCCAGCAGUGCUUACACCUUGAGCUGGGUGAAUACUCAGUGGAGGCCUUUAGGGAAACCAGAUAGAACUCAAAAAUAACUUUUUACCGUCGCUGAUAACUGGAAAUCUGAAUGUGUAACAUGGACUUUCUGGGGCACAGCUCUCUUCAAAUACACUGCUCUUAUCUGGCCCGACCUUUGAAAAAAAAGAAAAAAUCUCUGCUCCUACUUAUCCUCCCGCUCAUCCUCUGCUGGCCUGCGAUGACCUAAGCCAAGUAAAGGAGCAGCAUAAUUACCUCCAGAGGCUCUGUGUUCUACCUCAUAGUGGCUGUAUUAUUGGCUGCAGGAAAGUCACAGUCAAAAUCAUCAAGGUCCUAUCUAAGCCUGGCCCAAAGCCAGGCAGUUCUACCUGAUAGUAGACAGCAGAAGUCCAUAGACUACGCAGCUCACGAGCUAAAUUAUGAAUUCAAGGAAGCGGAUACAGCGUUACAGGGUCACCGACAGUGAGUGAAUAUUUUAAGGAGGCGGGAAAGAGACGGGAUCUGCUCCCGAAGAAGUAGUUUCCAUGCAUCACCACAGCAUGACAAUGUGAUAAAUGGGACUGUACACUUGUACAGAGUUUGCCUGUUGGCUAUUUAAACGUGGAUAUUUGUGCAAGUAAGAGAAAAACAACUGUAAUUCCAGUUUCUGGAAUUAUAAUAGAAUACCCCCCCCCC
Messenger RNA from Haplochromis burtoni (Burton's mouthbrooder), 2152 nucleotides. RefSeq names its product methyltransferase like 24 (gene mettl24). The coding region runs from base 721 to 1536 and encodes 271 amino acids. The record is from RefSeq and is a predicted model, not a curated record. Lineage: Eukaryota; Metazoa; Chordata; Actinopteri; Cichliformes; Cichlidae. The transcript has 6 exons.